Molecule: messenger RNA, 1520 nt
Organism: Calidris pugnax (ruff)
Lineage: Eukaryota; Metazoa; Chordata; Aves; Charadriiformes; Scolopacidae
Product: inter-alpha-trypsin inhibitor heavy chain H3-like
Exons: 12
Source: RefSeq, a predicted model, not a curated record
GUAUUUGAGUUUUCCCAAAUGCCUAAUGUUUAAUCCAACUUUUCACACUGGGUUAUUUAUUAACACUCAGUAAACAAAGAAUUAUAUAUUUAUAUGAGUUGUUCAGAUUGGAAUCUUACUUUUUUUCGAAAAUGGAAAACCAUCUAUUGCUUUGUAUUUUAUUUUUGAUUCCUGCUUUUGCAUCAUCAGACUUUUUGGUAACACACAUCAGAAACAUCAAGAAGCGAAAUGUCGAUAACGACUUGGUUGUCAAUGGGAUAGAAAUCUAUAGCAUGAAAAUUGAUAGUAAAGUAACUUCCCGAUUUGCCCACAAUGUCAUCACCAGUCGAGCUGUCAAUCGUGGAAAUGUGCCCAAAGAAGUCUUCUUUGAUGUUGAACUCCCUAAGACAGCCUUCAUUACCAACUUCAGCAUGACAAUUGAUGGUGUCACUUAUCCUGGAACUAUAAAGGAAAAAGAAGUGGCAAAAAAGCAAUAUGAGAAGGCUGUUUCAAAGGGACAGACUGCUGGUCUUGUCAAAGCUUCAGGAAGAAAAACAGAAAAAUUCACUGUUUCAGUCAACAUUGCAGCAGCCAGUAAAGUCACUUUUGAACUCACAUAUGAGGAACUGCUGAAGAGACAGUUUGGAAAAUAUGAGAUGUUCAUCAAAGUAAAACCGAAGCAGCUUGUCAAAGAUUUUGAGAUUGAAGUAAAUAUCUUUGAGCCCCAGGGUAUCGCUGACCUGGAAGCGGAAGGAACAUUCAUCACCAAUGAUCUACAAAAUAUCAUAAAGAAAACUUUUUCAGACAAAAAGGGGCACAUCUCUUUUAAGCCAACUCUUGAUCAGCAGCGAACCUGUGCAAAUUGCUCACAGUCUCUCUUGGAUGGGGAUUUUAUUGUAAAGUAUGAUGUGAAGAGAACAACUCCAGAUAACUUGCAGAUUGUCAAUGGCUACUUUGUACACUUCUUUGCACCAACAAAUCUUCCAAAGUUGCCCAAGAAUGUUAUUUUUGUAAUAGAUAUUAGUGGCUCAAUGGCUGGAAGAGAAAUAGUGCAGACAAGAGAAGCACUUCUAAAAAUCUUAGAUGACAUCAAAGAAGAUGACUUCUUCAAUUUCAUACUGUUUGGUAGUGAAGUACAUACCUGGAGAGAAACAUUAAUCAAGGCCACUCCUGAGAAUUUGGAUGAAGCAAGGAAGUUUGUUCAGGGCAUUGACACUGAAGGCAUGACGAAUUUACACGGUGGUAUAAUGAGGGGAAUUGAUAUGCUGAAUGCUGCUCACGAAGGAAACCUUGUGCCCAAGAGAAGCGCUUCUAUAAUUAUCACGUUAACAGAUGGCCAACCAAACGUAGGCGUAUCAAAUACUGAGGACAUUCAGGCACAUGUAAAAAAAGCCAUAGAAGGAAAAUAUCCCUUAUACAAUCUUGGUUUUGGCUAUGGCGUUGACUACAGCUUCUUGGAGAAGAUGGCACUGGAGAAUAAAGGAUUGGCCCGUCGGAUUUAUCCUGACUCUGAUGCAGCUUUACAGCUUCAGGGGUUUUAU